Molecule: messenger RNA, 501 nt
Organism: Cordyceps fumosorosea ARSEF 2679
Lineage: Eukaryota; Fungi; Ascomycota; Sordariomycetes; Hypocreales; Cordycipitaceae
Exons: 2
Coding region: 1-501 (166 amino acids)
Source: RefSeq, a predicted model, not a curated record
AUGAAGAUCUCUAACUUGCUCGGCCUCGCCGCCGUGACGAUCCCGGCCGCGUCGGCCUUCUUCCUGCAGAUCAAAGACCAGUCUCUGGCCAGCGUCGGCGCCGUGCGCGUCGUCUACAGCUACCGCGGCGCCACGGCCGGCCACCACGACGACGCGCCGUACAUGGGCGCCGUCGUCGGGCCCUCGGGCGCGCUGACCUCGACCGCCGACCUGGGCAGGAUCUUCUUCAAGGUCGACGAGUACCGCAGUGAAAAGGGCUGGUACCGGGCGGCCUUUUCCAACCUGGAAGCUCCAACGAACGCAGACAUCAAGGGCCCGUUCGCGGUAGAGGCAGGAAAGCUCGUGUACAAGGGCGCGGAGAGGGUGUCGUGGACCAUGUGCCCGGAUAGCGGUGAUGGGGGUGAAAAGGGCUUGUACUUGCAGCUUUUCUUGACGACGGACGCGGUAAAGCCCGAGUUUGGCUGCGAGACCAAGUUUGACCUCGUGGUUCCGCAGAUGUAA